Rubroshorea leprosula is the source of this 1026-nucleotide messenger RNA. Lineage: Eukaryota; Viridiplantae; Streptophyta; Magnoliopsida; Malvales; Dipterocarpaceae. The record is from the annotation of a GenBank genome assembly.
CUUGUGGACAGUGCAGUUUGUAGUUAAGCACUUUGUUCUUACUACUUUUUGGGAAAGUUCUUCUUAGGUAUGACUUGCAUUCGGGAACCUUUGAUACAGUUGGAAAUCAUGAUGACAUAGCAACAUGUAUUCAAUAUUCUAAUGAAAAGUGUGAGGUGAUAAGUGCUGGUUUAGACAAGAAGUUGAUGUCCUGGGACAUGCGCAGGGCAAACACUCUCAUCUUCUCUAGAAAUCUGGAUGCUGAAGUGGAGUCCAUGUCACUUUCUGGAUUUGAUUUGACAGUAGCUAUUGGAUCAUCAAUAAACAUGUAUGACUUGCGUAACUUAGACAGCCCAGUUCAGUCAGAUGAAUCCUGUUUUGGCGUCCAAAUAAGAUGUGUCUUCUCAGUUCCUUAUUCUACAGUUAUGUCUUCCGAUGUCAUCCAAAGUCAAAGGAUGGAAGAUACUAUCUAGCACCAGUGAAUGACAUUGCCUUCAACCCACUCAUCACUGGAGCUCUUGUUACUGGUGAUAAUGAGGGCUACGUUAUUGCAUGGGAUGGCAAAAACAGAAAAAGAUUAUUUGAGUUGCCUAGGUUCUCCAAGAGCGUAGCAUCUGUAACAUACAACCGUGAUGGAGAUCUUUUGGCUGUUGCAUCAGGCUACACUUACCAAGAAGCCAAUGAAACAGAAGAGCCUCCUCAAAUAUCCGUGCAUAAAAUGGAUGACAGUUAUGAUAGAUCGGUUUCUGCUGGAAAUUCAAGGUAGGGAAUGACUGAACAAGUUGAGUGAUUGUAAUGACCCUCAUUGCCCUUCAGCAGAAGAUCAUGUACAUGAAAGUUUCAUAGUUUGGGGGGGAGGGAGGAUGGGAUAUUUAACAAUUCUCCAAAUUUUUGUAUAAAUUGAAAUUCAUUUCACAGAAUGCAAGAAAUUUUGGUACCCUUUGUAACAAAUAUUGAUUUUCAAACUUUAAAGUGCUCUCCCAAACGGCCUCUUAAGCCACCUCUGCAUAGUUUGGUGUCCUCUUUGAAUAAAGGGCAUGAGUUGUG